Messenger RNA from Vespa mandarinia (Asian giant hornet), 2242 nucleotides. RefSeq names its product glycerol kinase 5. The record is from RefSeq and is a predicted model, not a curated record. Lineage: Eukaryota; Metazoa; Arthropoda; Insecta; Hymenoptera; Vespidae. Gene Ontology annotation, biological process: triglyceride metabolic process; phosphorylation; glycerol metabolic process. Gene Ontology annotation, cellular component: mitochondrion. Gene Ontology annotation, molecular function: phosphotransferase activity, alcohol group as acceptor; kinase activity.
UCGAUCAUUUUUCCCGUGUUAAACACUUGGAAUUACAAAGAUUGUUCACAAUAGGAGCAUGCGUAGUGUCCUAAGAAAUUACUCAUCUUAGUUGCGUCGUGAUAAAUGAAGGAAAUUCGACGGUCUUGUUUAUUACGUUCGUGAAAAAAAAAAAAAAAGAAAAAGGAAAAGAAGAAAAAAAGAAAGAAGAAGAUUUAAAUAAUAUCCGUAGAUAUUAUAUAACACAUUCCUGUUACUCUUGAAGUUGAAAUUAAAAUUUCUUUUCAAGUCACGCACAAAGCGAAAACCGCUUUCACGUUCGAUCACGGAAUCACGAAUUCUUCGUUGUUCGUUCUUCAGCUAUCGCGACCGCCAUAUUCGAAAGUAGCGCCAUCCGGUAAUUAUUCAGCGAAUUAGAAUGAAGGUCGGACUUCUUAAAUGUCGAAUAUAUUAGUACUUACCAUCAUUAAUAUUUGAUACUUUGAGUUUACGCGUAAUCUGGGUAACAAUGAGGUAUAUCGUUGCGCUUGACGUGGGAACGACUACUGUUCGUUGUCAUAUUAUCGACGAAAAUGCUGUUGUUAUUUCCUCAUCGACGGAAAAGGUGGAACUUAUUUAUGAAAAACGCGGUCACGUAGAAAUUGAGCCUGACCAUUUAUGGACGAUUAUAGUGAAAACUGUAAAGGAUACGAUAAACGCCAGCGGAGUCGAUCCAAAUUCUUUUGCUUGCUUUGGAAUUUCUGUACAGCGUGGAACUUUUAUUUGUUGGAAUUUAUUAACUGGAGAACAUUAUCAUAAUUUCAUAACAUGGAAAGAUCUAAGAGCUGAUUCUAUGGUUAAAGAAUGGAAUAAUUCGAUUAUGAUAAGAGGAUUGCGCACAGUCGCUUAUAUUCUUUAUAUGUUAUCAAAAAACAAACAUUAUCUUGCUAUUAGUGCCUUCAAGUUUAUAAAUACUCAGAUCACUUUACGAUUGCUUUGGGCUUUACAACAUGUAUCAGGUCUACGUGAAGCUAUUAUGAAUGACUCUGUAGCAUUUGGCAGUAUCGAUUGCUGGCUUUUAUACAAAUUAACUGGCAGACAUAUAACAGACAUUUCGAGCGCAUCUGCUACUGGACUUUUUGAUCCAUUUACUAUGAAAUGGGCUACUGGAAUAUUAAGUUUAUUAAAAAUUCCGUCCCACAUUUUUCCCGAGAUCGUUGAUACAAUUACUAACUUUGGUGUUACACCAAAACAUAUAUUUGGCAUUGAAAUUCCUAUAGUUUGUUGCAUGGCUGAUCAAUCAGCUUCUUUAUUUGGCUCAGGAUGUUUUCAACCAGGCGAUAUGAAGAUUACAAUGGGUACAGGAACUUUUUUAAAUGUAAAUACUGGAACAAAACCACAUGUGUCCAUUAAUGGCCUUUAUCCUCUGGUUGGUUGGCGCAUAGAAUCUGAAUUAGUUUACAUUGUAGAAGGUGCAUCGAAUGAUACUGGAAUUCUUAUGGAAUGGGCAAAAGCUCUUGAAAUAUAUAAAGAUGAAGCAGAAACAGUUGAUUUAGCAUAUUCAGUGGAUAACUCAGAUGGAGUAUAUUUUAUACCGGCAUUUACCGGACUUCAGGCUCCAAUAAAUAAUCAUACCGCUGCAGCUGGUUUCUUAGGUGUGAAGCCUACGACGAAGAAAGGCCAUAUCGUACGAUCAUUGUUAGAAAGUAUUGUAUUCAGAACAUUAUUACUUUAUGAUAUUUUGCGUACUGAGACUCGUUACAGAUAUAAAAAAAUACGAAUUGAUGGUGGUGUAUCUCAAAAUGAUUUCAUCAUGCAACUAUUGGCGGAUUUAACGGGUUUGGAAGUAGAACGACCUGUUGAUGUGGAAAUGUCUAUUUUUGGCGCAGCUAUUUGCGCUGGUUUACAUUGUGGUAUAUGGAAAACUAAAGAAGAAUUAAAGCAUCUUCGUAAAAUAGAUAAAAUAUUUAAACCGAAUAAGAAUUCACAAUUGUGUUAUCAGAACACAAUUGCACAAUGGAAACGUGCUGUGGACCGAUUUAAAAACUGGUACUGAUAUCAGUUGUAUUUGAACAUAAUCAGGUAAAAAAAAAGAUAGAAUUAUUUUCGUAGUAUAUUAGAAAUAUUAAUGCAUUAUAAAAUAUCAGUUUAAUUGAAGCUAUUGUAAAUAAGAGAUAUGCAAUAAUCUUUUUUUUUAUGAUUAUUGCUACAUUCAGAAUACACAAUUAAUUUAUAAAUAAUAUUUUGAUAGAUAGAUGAAUUGAAAUAAAUAGAUACGACACGA